UAUUGACCUUGAUCACCAAGAAAGAAUCACAUACUAAAUGCUUAAAGGAUCGGGGUGUUCUUUAGGGUAUCUAAUGGCAGACGUCAAAAAUUGCGAUGAGAUUUAUAAAGACAAAACGUUGAGGUGAAAAAAAAAUAAAAAAAUGCUGCAUUUUAGUAAAUAUUUAUAAUAAACGCUGAGGUACGGAAGUGGCGACUGGCGAGGAUGCGUCUUCGCCGGAGAGCAUAAAAUGUCUGGAUAUCCUGUGGCGGCCUCAGUGGGAGAAAUUCUGAAAAUAUGCAACGGUAACAUCCUAGAUCAUCGGAUGCUGAGAGAGCCCUAUUCCCUCCAAUCCUUUCUUCCUCAUAGCCUCCCUUCAUCUGUUCUCCAAGACUGCAAAAACCUAGAAGAAGUAAACCAAAUCCAUGCUUUAUCCCUCAAGACGGCGAUCUUCCACCACCCUCUUGUUUCUUCUCGACUUGUAGCGUUGUACUCUGACCGCAGAAUUAACAAUCUUGAGUAUGCACGAUCUGUUUUUGACUGUAUUCAGGAACCCAGUUUGGUUUCUUGGAACAUCAUCAUUAAAUGCUAUGUUGAGAAUCACCAUUCCCACGAUGCAAUUCUUUUGUUCCAUAACUUGCUUCGUGAAUCGACCGCCACCCCGGACAAUUUCACGUUACCCUGUGUAAUUAAGGGCUGUGCCCAAUUGCGUGCCAUUGAAGAAGGAAAGCAAAUUCAUGGGUUGAUUUUGAAAAUUGGGUUUGGCUCUGAAAUGUAUGCACAGAGCAGUUUGGUUAGUAUGUACUCUAAGUGCGAUGAGGUUGAUUGGGCUCGGGAAGUGUUUGGAAGAAUGGAAAACAAGGAUUUAGUUUCCUUUAAUUCUUUGAUUGAUGGGUAUGCUAAGUGCGGGAAGCUGGAGCUUGCAUUGAAGUUGUUCAAUGAAAUGCCUGAGAAAGACUCCUUUUCGUGGACUAUUCUGGUUGAUGGUUAUUCGAAGUGUGGUAGAGUUGAGACUGCUCGUGAAUUCUUUGAUAGGAUGCCAACUAGAAAUUUAAUUUCUUGGAACGCCAUGAUUAAUGGCUACAUUAAAUCUGGGGAUUUUAAAGAGGCGCAUAGGCUGUUUAAACAAAUGAAAACGAGAAAUAUUAUCACUUGGAAUUCAAUGAUUGCGGGGUACGAGUUGAAUGGGAAGUAUAUUGAUGCUUUGAAAUUGUUUCAGACUAUGUUGAAAGUAGGUCCUAUGCCUAAUCAAGCUACCUUGGUUAGUGCUCUUUCUGCUGUUUCAGGAAUAGCUCUUCUUAGUAUAGGAAAAUGGAUACAUUCUUACAUGGCUAAAAAUGGAUUUGAACUAGAUGGUGUGCUUGGGACUUCAUUGAUAGAAAUGUAUUCAAAGUGUGGGAGUAUUGAGAAUGCUUUUGCAGUUUUUCAAGAAAUACAUAGGAGGAAAUUGGGGCAUUGGACUGCCAUAAUUUUAGGGCUAGGGAUGCAUGGUAUGUCUGGCCCUGUUUUUGAACUAUUUUCUGAAAUGCGCAGAGUUGGAAUGAAGCCUAAUGCUAUAACUUUCAUGGGGCUGUUGAAUGCUUGUAACCACACAGGAUUAGUCGACAAUGGCUAUUAUUAUUUUGAUUUAAUGAUCAAUGAAUAUGGAAUAGAAGCCUCAAUUGAACACUUUGGCUGCUUGGUGGACAUUCUAUGUCGAUCUGGGCGUCUUGAAGAGGCAAAGAAUGUCAUUGAGAAGAUGCCCAUGAGGCCAAACAAAGUUAUUUGGAUGAGCUUACUUAGUGGGGCGAGGAACUAUGGAAACGUAAAAUUGGCUGAAUAUGCAGCUCAACAUGUGAUUGAGAAGGCUCCAGAUACUAUUGGCUGUUACGUUCUUCUCUCGAACAUAUAUGCUUCUGUUGGUCAGUGGAACAAAGUUUCAGAGAUAAGGGAAAUGAUGAAGAAGGGAGGAGUUAGAAAAGAUCCCGGAUGCAGUUUAAUAGAGCAUAAGGGUGUUCUUCAUGAGUUUCUUGUGGGUGAUAAAUCUCAUCCCCAAAGUAAAGAGAUAUAUUCUAAGCUGGGUGAGAUGAGAGAGAAAUUAAAAUGCAUGGGACAUGUUCCUGACACAACACAAGUCCUGUUGUGUAUUGAAGGGGAGAAAGAGAAGGAAGCUGAAUUAGAACACCAUAGUGAGAGGUUGGCUAUUGCUUUUGGUCUCAUUAAUGUAGCGCGUGGUACUCCCAUACGUAUUGUGAAAAACCUUCGUGUUUGUAAUGAUUGUCACUCUGUCACUAAGCUCCUGUCAGCUAUCUAUGGUCGUGAGAUUAUUGUGAGAGAUAACAGCCGUUUCCAUCAUUUCAAAGAUGGGUCAUGCUCUUGCAUGGACUAUUGGUGAUUUUCUAGCUUGUUUGCUUGGAUAGUCAAGGGUGGGGUGUCUGCAAUGCAAACAUGACUCUGCACUGCCCAGCUAACCUUGUCUGAACAACACAUUGAUUUCCAAAAGGAAUUAUAAGGAACUUGGUAGACUCUAUCAAGAAAAGGCUUUAAGUUGUGGGUGGUGAGGGGUUUGAGAGUUUAGUGAGAAAAAUUGUGGCAUGUUGAAGUUACUUCCGUCUCUCUUCCCAACAUUUCAAUUUGCAUGGAUGCAUCUGGAGUUGCCGGAAACGUCUCUAUUUUUGAGGUUAAGUUGUAGUGAUGAUUGCUUGAAUUCUUUAUUUUGUUUUGCUUUACGAUGAAACAGAAAAUCCACAAUUCCAUUUCUGCAAUAGCAUUGAUGAUGCAGUCAUACUCUUCAAAGAUGAGAAUUUUUUAUCUAGAA
Molecule: messenger RNA, 2776 nt
Organism: Malania oleifera
Lineage: Eukaryota; Viridiplantae; Streptophyta; Magnoliopsida; Santalales; Ximeniaceae
Product: pentatricopeptide repeat-containing protein At1g08070, chloroplastic-like
Exons: 1
Coding region: 230-2353 (707 amino acids)
Biological process (GO): RNA modification
Molecular function (GO): RNA binding; zinc ion binding; protein binding
Source: RefSeq, a predicted model, not a curated record